UGUUCUUCUAUUACAAGGAGGCUUUGAAGCUUUAUGCUCUGUUAUAAAAGAAUAAACUAGAGAGUAAAGUUCUAAUAUCUUUUGGAAAGAUUUUCAAACAGUUGCUUCUCAAGUGGAAAGACUCUAGGAUGGUGACAGAUUUUGUGACUGAAAAAUCCUGUGGUAAAUUCCACAGGGCCAUAGUACUUCUAAAGUGAGGUUAUCAGAAAAAAAAGUGUGAACUUGAGUGCCUUUUAUUUUUCAAAUAGGAUUAGAGAAAUUAGGUCUGUGUUCUUUGGAAAGAAAAGAUGGAGUGUACAAUAAGGUUUUGUAUAGAGCAUUUUGUAGUGAAUUAAGGCAAUAGAUGGUACAGUGCUGUUUCAGAGUUGGUCAAACGUAAGAUUGGAGGGAUUACCAACUUAAUCCUGGGAAGACUUGAGUGUUACUUGUUGAACUUCUGUGGAUACUUUUCAACUGAAAACUUCUUGUGUUCUAGUAAGGAGCAUACCUAAUUGUAUACAGUAAUUGGUCAUCUGAAAAUAAUAUCUUUUUUGUUUCUAUUUUCCAGGGGUUUAGGUGGUGAACUAAUGAGACCAGCUGUCUGCACUUUAAUUGAAAAGUUGUCACUUUCAAAAAUGCCAUUUAGAGAGGAUCCCAUAAUCGAUGGCUGGCAAUGGUUGAUAAAUGACAGUUUAAGAAGUCUGCCUCUUGUUUCAAGCACUGCAAGACAGCAAAUAAAGGAAGCUGCAGUCUCUGCACUUGCUGCAUUGUGUAAUGAAUAUUACAUCAAUGAACAGAGAGAAGCCAAUCCAGCUCUUCAGGGUGAACUGUUGCAGCAAUAUAUUUCAGAACUUCAGAACACAGAGGAAAUGAUUCGUUGUGGGUUUUCGCUAGCCCUGGGGGCCCUUCCAAGAUUUCUGUUAAAAGGCAAGCUCCAGCAGGUUUUAGAAGGUUUGAAAGAAGUUAUCUGCAUUUCCCACAAAUAUGUGAGCUUUGCAGAAUCAAGAAGAGAUGGCCUGAAAGCAAUUGCAAAAGUUUGUCAGACAGUUGGUGUGAAGAGAAAUGGACCACAGGAUGAAUUUGUCUGCAAAGAUAAUGUUAUUCAGAUCUAUACGAUGUUACUUAAUGGUAUGAGUGACUAUACCACAGACAGCCGAGGAGAUGUUGGAGCAUGGGUACGAGAAGCUGCUAUGACAAGUUUAAUGGAGGUGACACUUUUGUUGGUACAAAAUGAGCCAGAGUUGCUGGAUGCUAACAUCUGUAAACAGAUUAUGUGCUGCGUGGCCCAGCAAUCGGCAGAAAAAAUAGAUAGAUUUCGUGCUCAUGCAGGAUCUGUGUUCCUCAGUCUUCUAAAUUUUGACAACCCUACAAUUCCACACAUACCGCACCGGGAAGAAUUGGAGAGGAUAUUUCCAAGGUAAUCUAGAUCUUUAUCACC
Messenger RNA from Gopherus flavomarginatus (Mexican gopher tortoise), 1417 nucleotides. Its product is annotated as tubulin-specific chaperone D-like. The record is from RefSeq and is a predicted model, not a curated record. Bases 567 to 1400 code for a protein of 277 amino acids. The transcript has 9 exons. Gene Ontology annotation, molecular function: beta-tubulin binding; GTPase activator activity. Gene Ontology annotation, biological process: post-chaperonin tubulin folding pathway; tubulin complex assembly; adherens junction assembly. Lineage: Eukaryota; Metazoa; Chordata; Testudines; Testudinidae. Gene Ontology annotation, cellular component: lateral plasma membrane.